AUGGAUGACCUUAACAGGCAGGGGGCGGAGCCUGUGAGAGCCCUGUCAGAAACCACCACCAAUCAACCACCAGAGCCUGCCAAUAUAGAAUGUCAUCUAGAGCCUGUGCCUGGGAUCUCUGGAGAGAUCAGAGCACUUGCUGGAGCUCUUGGAGCCGCUUUGGAAGGCACGGAGUUGUCGAAUGAACAACCCCGUGGGCAAAAUCCUGUAAAUGAAACAUCGAAAGAGGCACCAUGGCAUCACCGUGUGACACCCGCCGAUCUGACCGGAGGCCUCACUUACGAAUGGCUGAAGGAUGUGACCUCGCGCUUGACCACACUUGAAGGUAGUCAAGGUAAGGACGAGGCGAAGGAGGUAGGUGCGAAGGAUGAGAUGGACAUGACCGAGUCUAUGAAAACUGAGCCCAAGGUCCGAGACUGCAAUUGGGAGCAGUUCAAGAACCGCUAUUCCCCGGAAGAAUGCACCUAUGCUAUUGAGGUUCUCCUAACUGGAGAUGACCUUGAUGGCGAAAUGGAAGAGGAGCAGCUGAGACGCCUAACAUUAGAGAAGAGGAGGAAGUUCCUUGAAUCAAACCAGAAGAAGCCAGCCAGAAGGCCUCAAGCCGAUAAGAGGCCCGACAAGAACCGCCUGGAACGAGUUCGGAUCAACUCGCCGGCGAUCUUGUCAUUUAUCAGCGGAGUGACUGGGGAGACGUCCUGGGCUGAAAAGCCUCACACAUUUUUGAGGCCUUUCAAAACCUUGAUUCACUAUCACGAACGACUUGAGGAAGAGUUUGGCAAACUGAAGGCGAGGUUUGAAGACAAUGGGCCCCCAAACCAAGAGCCAUCACUGGAGAGUGUGGAAUUGCCGAAGACGAACGCGGCUGAGGAUCUGACGACAUCGGUCACAGAUGGCUUAGGAGAGGCCAUGAAAGAACAAAAAGAAUCGGGAAAAGAGUCAAACUUUACGGUCAAGUCUCCGAAGCCUACCACAGAGUCGACGAAGGGAGAGCCCCCGAUGAAGGACAACAACACCACCUCGCAGAGGGAACCACGUCACAUUCAGGGGGACAAUGUUACUGAGGCUGGCUACAAGGAGAUCAAGUGCUAUAUGGAGUUUUCUAGGUCCAGAAUUCUCCCGGUCUACCGAAAGUUCGAGGACAAGGAUCAUAGACAACGCGUCAAAGUGCGUUUCGAUGAUCUAUGGUCAUUGUUCCGCACAGGGGAGCUCGUCUUCAAACUCAACGACUCGCAGAACAACUCCCUAACUACUGAAGAUGAGAAAACUCUCACCUCUGCGGGGCGAAAGAGGGGCCAGAAGUUAUGGAGGGUGUACUAUGUUGAGUCGGACAACACACCCUGGACUGUCGAUAACCUCGAGGCCGAAAAGGGGAACUUCCGUCGCAACUCGGUGGACAAGAUUGAAGACUUCGAUCUCAGGAUCUACUACAUUGACUAUGACGGAAUGUCCUAUUCCAGUGUCGGGCGCCAAUGGACACUCCCGCGAUUUGAAGGUGACAUGGACGUCACCAAACUUCAGUUUUAUCCGGUGCGCUUCGAGAAAGACUAUGAAGCAACCAUCUCCAAGCUAGCAGAAUCAGGAUUGAGAUUCCAGAAGCUGUUGCUCUCGGCGGCGCCAGCUGUUCAACAUGAUGGCUGGACGCUUACCCACGACCCAGUUGGUGAUCAAUUGAGCGACCAAGCUACUAAGACGGCUGAAUACAUCGAAAGCGAUGUCAUUAUUGACUUUCACGAAGCGUACCAGACAAAUCCAUCCUGGAAGCCACCUUAUUUGACCUUCGUCAAGUCCAUAUUCGAACCUGAGACGAAAUAUGACGAGUUUGCAAUCAUGCAGUGGUCCGGGCCAGACCGCUCUAGAGCGAUUACCAAGCUCACAGAAGUUGUUGUAUCGUUCGAAGACGUGGGUGCUCUGCGAUACAACAAAUUUAUCAAGGAUGACAGCUUCGCCAUGGACCCGGAUGCCAGGCCUGCCGAGAGUCGUCAAGCCAGGCGUGAGCUGGCUGGCCAAGACCUCUCCCUGUUGACCUCACGGAUGUUUGUGUACUCGCUGAGGAACCGCAAGUUUAUCCAUGCCGACGUUCAAAACUUGAAGCCCAUCGAGGUCAUGUCUGAUCCUUUCAGCGACUUGAAGAUCGAGGAGCCUCACAAGCGACUCAUCAGGUCCGUCGUGCAGGAUCACUUUGACAAGAAGUCGAUCCAACGACAGCUACGAGCCCGAGACAUUGAGCCGCUGGAGCAGGACUUUAUCCGAGGAAAAGGCAAGGGUCUCGUUAUCAUGCUGCAUGGUGCACCUGGAGUAGGCAAGACUGCUACAGCCGAAGCAGUCGCCGCUACGCAUCGGAAGCCCUUGUUCGCAAUCACUUGCGGUGAUCUGGGCAUUGACCCUCGUGAGGUUGAGUCAACCUUGUCUGAGAUAUUCCGACUUGCAAAUCUAUGGGACUGCAUUCUCCUUCUUGACGAAGCCGAGAUAUUCCUAUCCCGUCGGGAAAAGAAGGACGACAACCUUCAAAGAAACGCCCUUGUCUCGAUCUUCCUCAGGACCCUUGAGUACUACCCAGGAAUCCUGUUUCUCACCACCAAUCGAGUUGGGGUUCUGGAUGAAGCCCUGAACUCUCGUGUACACGUGAGCAUCUACUUCCGCCACCUCGACGCUGAGCAGACCAUGGCACUCUUCGACAUGAACCUGAAGCGUUCAGAGAUGAUCGCAGAGCAACGGGCUACAAGUACAAAGGAGGCCCCAUUGCUCAUUAAGGCAGAGGAAAUCAGAGGCUUCGCACUCACUCACUUUGCCAAACAUGCCGGAGGACCAGGCGGGCUGGGUACGUGGUGGAAUGGACGUCAGAUCCGCAAUGCCUUCCAGAUUGCCACGUCACUUGCGUAUGCCGAUGCGAGGGACCAGAAGAAUGAUGAGAACAGAUACCUUGGGCGAAAGCAUUUCGAUCAAGUUCUCCAGGCUAUGGAAGAAUACACCCAGUAUCGUCAAGACUUGUUGCACAAGACAGACGACGACCUGGCCGCUGACCGCGAGGAACGCUACGCACGAGUUGGGGGAGAAAACUCCGGGCGACGGGAGAGUCCCCGUUACGGGCCUGUGUAUUCAGACUACUCGAGGCCUCGGUCGUUCCAGCAUCAGCGCCCGUCCUAUCCGACCUCCCCCUCAAGCGCCAGGCCAUUUGCUGGGCGAGAGGGUGAGUAUGUGAGACAAGAUCCUGAUACUCCAACACCGCAGAGACAAGAGCCCUUCUUAGCCCCUGGAGCUUACCCUGCAGGCCUGGGAGGUGGAGAUCGGCCCAUGUCUCGGGGCGAAUUCCACGAUCAGGGUCGAGAGUAUGGACGUCCAGGCCGACAGAUGUAA
Fusarium keratoplasticum is the source of this 3354-nucleotide messenger RNA. Its product is annotated as AAA domain-containing protein. Bases 1 to 3354 code for a protein of 1117 amino acids. Gene Ontology annotation, molecular function: ATP hydrolysis activity; ATP binding. NCBI's taxonomy places the organism in Eukaryota, Fungi, Ascomycota, Sordariomycetes, Hypocreales, Nectriaceae. The transcript has 3 exons. The record is from RefSeq and is a predicted model, not a curated record.